UCGCAAUUGAACAACAAUCGAGGAAAAUUAGAAGAUGGAAAGAAAGUUGCUUGCUGAAUUAUUCCCCAAAUAACACAUUUCUCACCUCUGACAGAGUUCAAUGGCUUGUUUCAGAUAACAGGUAGAUGACAGGCAGAGAACAGAAUGAUCAAGAGAGCUCAGACAAGUUCAUAUGAUCACCACCAAAAUGGCGGGGAGUCCAAACAUAUGACAAGUAAUUUUUCUAUGAGGAAUUGGAUAAGAGUAGCUGUUUUAACAGCUAUCAUAGUUGCUGUUAUAAUCCUCUUUGACAGAGGACAGGUCAUAAAGAUAACUACCAUAAACCAAGUCAAGAAAUCCUCCACACUCAACAAAUAUGAUGUGUGGCCUCCAUUCUCUGUCAAGCAGAAGCAUACCAGGGAGUGGUUUGUGGUGGAAUGCUUUAGUGGAACGCACUCGGAAGAUGUGGAAAGUGUGUUUGGACACAUUCUAUCCUUGUGGUCCGAGUCUGAGAAUCCUGAGUGCAUUGAUACAUACCAGAAGUUUACUGAGCUUUAUGAAGUGCACGACCGCUAUUCCAAGAAGCUGGAUUUACCUGGGCCAUUUGCCAAACAAGUGAACUCCUGGUUUCAAGGCAAUAAGGCACUGAUGGAGGACAUCCACCACCAGCACUUGAUCCACGUGUUCCAUCCACUAACAUCUGAGCACACUGUAUAUAAUCCUGUUCGAGCAAAACGGCCCAUGCCAACCCAACAGAUGAAUCUCUACGAAUGGGUGGAAAAGCUCGCCGAAGAGACCAGUAAAAACUGCGAUUUCUGCAAGUACAACGAGAUGACUGCUGUUGAUGAAUUUGGAAGAGACGAUAAAAGUGACACUGCACGGGUGACGAACACUUUCAAAGUGGAGGCAUGGCACAGUAUGGUGGUAACCAAGCACCUCCAUCACCCACUCAACUUCACCAAAGAACUCAUGAACCACUUUUUCAAAGCUGCCAUGUCCUGGAUUUACGAAGUUAGCCGCAAGGAUCCUGCCUACAUCUACCCCAACAUAGCCUGGGACACCUUGCAUCAUGCAGGUGCUUCCCAGAUCCACCCUCAUAUCCACAUGAUGAUGGCUCCAGACCACUACUAUGGGUACUUUGAACUCAUGCGCUCAGCAGCCCAGAGAUACUACCAGGAGAAGGGUGAGAACUACUUCAACGCUGUGCUGGAAGUCCAUGCUGCUUUGGGGCUGGUGGUGGAGUACGGAGAUGCGGUGGCUAUACCUAUUAUGACAGGCAAAGCUGACUUGGAAGUGAUGUUCCUGAGUGAUUAUCCAGGGGAGGACUUCUACAGUCUUAUUUACCACACAAUAAAUGCUUACCAUGAUACGUUCACUCAGUUUUGUAAAAGUUUUGUGGGUGCGUGGCCGGCUCUAGGAACCACAGAGGCAGCUUCCCGGGGUAGAAUGCCUACUGUGGCAAGGCUCAUUUCAAGAGGUGACUGUACAUCCCUUAGAACAGAUUUCAGUUCGUAUGAGAUCUUCCAGAUUGUUUACAGAACACAUGAUCCAUGGCAAAUUGUAGCAGCAAUCAAAAAGGCUAUUAAGAAGAAUGGUGGUAAUUAGGUUGAUAAACAGGUCAUAUUCUUAAGGGGACACAUAUUUUUCAGUUUUGUUGGUAUAUUUUAUUUUUUGCAGCAAUUGUGAUUUAUAUUAAUAUUUUCUGGAUAAUACAUGCAUUGACAUCAUUAUACAAAUGUGUGUGUGUGUGUGUGUGUGUGACAGUGUGUGCAUUUAUGCACAUGUGGGCCUGUGUGUGCAUAUGCACAUCAGUGUCUGCAUGUGUGUAUGUGUAUGAGAGAAAAUGCAUUGUUGUUAUUGAGCUGUUAAACUUUGUUUUACAACCAUUUUUGGGUGUGAAAGAAAAAAUACAUUGUCAUAAUUGAUUAAUUUAUAGCUAUUUUUGGUACUCCAAUAAUUCACAUGCAAUGGCUGUGCUUAUUAGGUGCCAAUGUACACCAAGUAUUAUUUGCCAAAACUAUUUUGUUUAAGGGACCCUGUGAUAGGAUCAAUUUAUUUCCGUUUGUGCAGUAUUAUUUUCCUGUGUCAGUGAUUAUCAUUCAUUCAUAAUUACACACUGCAUGUGUUUGCUCAUCCAUAGGUCUCAUGUACAGAACUUCCAAUUUAGUUUUGUGAUCUUCAUCAUAGAGGCAUAUUUUUAUGGUAGUUUCUUAAGAAGAUUCAGUUGCCUCCUUUGACAAUCAGUGGUCUCUCUCUUUUUUUCUUUUUUUUCCCCUCAAUCAUGUAUACCAUCAAAUCAAAAAUUUUCUUCAGUCUUUGUAAUAGGCCCUCCAUUUUCCAUGAAUGUGCAUAAAAAUUAUUUUUUGAGAGCCAUUUAGAUACUAUUGAUGUUUGUGAAACUUUCUGAACCUUUUGCUGUUUUGAAGAUUUGAAUUUAUUUCUAGUCUAGAAUCGUAAAUAAAAUAAAUUUUAGUGGUGUAUGUUAAGGUGUUGCAUCAAAUAUUUCUUUUCUCCGGUGCACAAAAUAAUGCUGAUUGGGUAUUAUGCUCUUGUCUUACAUGCUGAGAAAGGGUCAUGAGUUGGAGUGUGAUUCUCUAAGUGUUUUAAAGAGGAAUGCAAAGGACCGUCAAAAACACCAUUUCCAAAAUGAAAUACAUUUGCAUGUGAGAUACAGACAAAUGUAUUGGUGUUAUUCCAAUGUAAUGUUUUUCUUGCCAUUGAAGUGAUAAAAUCAAAUGAACAAGGAGUGUGAAAGUGCACAAAUCUAGAUAUUAAAAAAAAUUUCCCAGCACAAUUUUUUUUCUGUAUGAAUAUGUACAGGAGAACAAAAAAAGCUUCCUGGCUUGCACAUAGAAUUCACUGAUGUUAAAUACCUACCAAGUUGGGAUGCUUCCCUAUAGUAAUGGUCUAAGCUUUUUUAUGCAAAACAGCAUUUACCAAUUAAUAUUCUUGAAUGUAUUUUCUUAGCCAAAGCCAGAAUGCAUUUAUUAGAUGCCUCCUUGCACGUCUGUUUUACCUUAUACCAGCUCUAGUUGAAGGCAAAGAAAAACUGAUCUAGUGUUUGUUUAAAUCUUAUUUGAUAUUUCACUUCCAUUGUACAUAGUAUCUGAGUAUAAUAGGAAGCAUAUCAGAUCGGAAGAUGUGAAUGGUAACAUCAUAUUUGUGUACCAUGUUAAGAGAUCACCAUACAAGAUAAGAGGAUGUUUGCAGAAGUUUUUAAUAUAGUGUCAGCUUAGGCUCAUGUUUCUGGUAAUUGACCGGAAAAUGAAAGAGAAUUAAUGGUAACGAACAACAGGCAUCUCCAUAUAUGCUCAUUUUCUUAUUUUUCAUCUUUUGGGAUGCCUCAUAUGUAAUCUUUCAUUUGUGAGAUGAUUAAUUCAACUCAUUGCGUGCAGGUGACAUUACAUAUAUGCCAAGUCUACUGUAAUUUUAGUUAAUGAAUUGUGUUUAUGUCUAGAUGGUUCCACAUGUGUUUAGCUGUCAAGGAGUCAAUUACUAGUUCCUACCUUUCACAAAUGUUUUAACUUUCCUUCAUUUUUAGUAAAAGUUUUUUGUAUUUUUUGUUGUUAUUAGCAUUUCAGUAACAUCAUGAUUGUUUUGUCAAUGAUGGUAAUAACAAUAUGGAUACUAAUAGCAUUGAAAAUUCAAGGAGUGGGGAUAUGGUGUGAGUUGAGAGCCUAAUAAUUGACUCGGUGAUGGCUGACCUCUAAUGGAUGCAUCUGGCACAACAAACACAAAAGAACUACGGUGGACAGCACAUGCACCUGUGGCUAAUGGGUUAAUGAUAAUUUUUCAUAUUGCAUCAAAUCACUAUGAAAAUUGUUACAUCCAUGUAUGUAGCUUUACAAUAUCCAGUGUGCUUUCAUGUAGCUGCUUCUAUAGAUCUGCGUUCCAGGAGACUAAUUUUAACAGGCUAGAAGUCGGCUAUUUUAGCAUGGAAUUACCUACAAGUGCACAUGAAUCUAAAUGCACAUAAAACACACGCACACGCACACACACACACACACACACACACACACACACACACAGCGCACACUCACACACACACACACACACACA
Penaeus vannamei (Pacific white shrimp) is the source of this 4038-nucleotide messenger RNA. RefSeq lists its product as uncharacterized. The record is from RefSeq and is a predicted model, not a curated record. Lineage: Eukaryota; Metazoa; Arthropoda; Malacostraca; Decapoda; Penaeidae.